CGCAGUGUGUGGGCGGCGGCGGCGGCGGCGGCCUGGCAGCCGCGGACUGGCCUUAGAGGGGCUGCCCUGGCCUACCCUGGCCCGCCUGCAGCCCCUGAGAGGCUGAGUGACUACAGGUAGCCCGGGCCGGGGCGCCGCCGCCGCGGGACCCCGAAGCGCGGGUGUGCACUCCCCGCCCCCUGGCCCCGCCCCCGCCGCCAGCCAGGGUGUCCCCCAUCCGGGGUCUGGCUCGCGCUGGCGGGCCCCCUUCCGCCGACCGUCGUGGCCACCGGCUUUUGGAGGGGCCCCAUGUAAUCUUGUGGGGUGCUACCCGUUCAUCCGUGCAUCCAGCUCCAGGCUUGCCCUAGGACCCAGCCCUGCCUUGUCUCCUGUUCCCAGCUGCUCACCCAGGACCAACCAUGGCCUUGGGGGGGCCCAUGGUGCUGCGGAUGAAGGCAUCACUCCCCUUCCUGUCCCCAUUGCUGCUGCUGCUCCUGCCCUUUCCCCACAGGGUGUUACCAGCUGUGGGGCCCCUCCAUACCUUCUCUGCUGCUGACACAACCUUGACCCACCUGGCUGUGCACCGGGGAACGGGGGAAGUGUUCGUGGGAGCUGUGAACCGGGUGUUCAAGUUGUCCCCGAACCUCACAGAGCUCCGUGCCCACAUUACGGGCCCCAUCGAAGACAAUGCCCGAUGCUAUCCCCCUCCAAGUAUGCGGGUCUGCACUCAUCACUUGGUACCCACCGACAACAUCAACAAACUGCUACUCAUUGACUAUGCCAGUCGGCGCCUGGUGGCCUGUGGCAGCAUCUGGCAGGGCAUCUGCCAGUUCCUUCGCCUUGAUGAUCUUUUUAAACUGGGGGAGCCUCAUCAUCGCAAGGAACACUAUCUUUCGGGGGCCCAGGAACCAGACACCAUGGCCGGGGUCAUUGUGGAACAGGGGGCAGAGCUUAGCAAACUCUUCAUUGGCACGGCCAUCGACGGCAAGUCUGAGUACUUCCCCACUCUCAGCUCCCGUAAGCUCAUCCGAGACGAGGACAGUGCCGACAUGUUCAGCCUGGUGUACCAGGAUGAGUUUGUCUCCUCACAGAUCAAGAUCCCCUCAGACACCCUGUCCCUGUACCCGGCUUUUGACAUAUACUACGUGUACGGCUUCGGGAGCACAUCCUUCGUCUACUUCUUGACACUGCAGCUGGAUACACAGCAGACGCUCCUCGACACGGCGGGCGAGAAAUUUUUCACGUCCAAGAUCGUGCGCAUGUGUGCUGGUGACUCGGAGUUCUACUCCUAUGUGGAGUUCCCCAUUGGCUGUUCCCGAGACGGCGUGGAGUUCCGCCUGGUACAGAGCGCCCACCUGGCCAAGCCCGGCCCCCAGCUGGCUCAGGCCCUGGGGGUGUCGGAGGAUGAGGAUGUGCUCUUCACCAUCUUCUCCCAGGGCCAGAAGAACCGUGCCAGCCCACCACGCCAGACGCUCCUUUGCCUCUUUACGCUCAGGGACAUCAAUGCCCACAUUCGGCGCCGUAUCCAGUCUUGCUACCGGGGAGAGGGCAAGCUGUCUCUGCCCUGGCUGCUGAAUAAGGAACUGCCUUGUAUCAAUACACCCAUGCAGAUAAAUGGCAAUUUCUGUGGCCUGGUCCUCAACCAGCCCUUGGGUGGGCUGCAGGUGAUCGAAGGGCUGCCCCUGCUCGAGGACCGCUCAGAUGGUAUGGCCAGUGUGGCUGCCUAUACCUACCACCAGCAUUCAGUCGUCUUCAUUGGCACCCGCAAUGGCAACCUUAAGAAGGUUCGCGUGGAUGGCAUCCAGGAUGCCCAUCUGUAUGAGACAGUGCCUGUGGCCAAGGGGAGACCCAUCCUCCGAGAUCUGCUGUUCAGCCCCGACCAUCAGUACAUCUACCUCCUGAGUGACAAGCAGGUGAGCCAGGUCCCUGUGGAGACAUGUGGGCAGUAUCUUCACUGUGGGGCAUGCCUGGGCUCUGGGGAUCCCCACUGUGGCUGGUGUGUACUCCACAACAAAUGCUGCCGGGAGAGGGAGUGCCCUCGGGCUUGGGAGCCACACCGCUUCACCGAAGUGCUCAGCGAAUGCGUCCGCGUCUCCGUCCAGCCCAGCAAUGUGUCGGUCACGGUGCCGGAGGUGCAGGUGACUGUGUUGGUGGAGAACGUGCCUGACCUGAAUGGGGGCGUGAGCUGCUCCUUUGAGGCCAUGGCUGAGAGCGAGGCCUCCCUGCUGUCCCCAGGGGAAUUGCGCUGCCUCUCUCCCUCCCUGCGGGACAUCCCUGCCAUCACUGGUGGGCGAGGUGCCACAGCCACUGUCCAGCUUUACCUGCGCUCCCGAGAGACCGGCUUCCAGUUUGCCCAGGCUGAUUUUGUGUUCUACAACUGCAGCACCUUCCAGUCGUGUUUGUCCUGUGUCAGCAGCCCCUACCCCUGCCACUGGUGUAAGUACCGCCACAUUUGCACAGACAACGCCCAAGAGUGCUCCUUCCAGGAGGGACGGGUCAAUACUACUGAGGGCUGCCCUGAGAUUCUGCCCAGUGGGGAGAUCUUGAUCCCUGUGGGUGUGGUUCAGCCUCUCACGCUUCGGGCCAAGAAUCUGCCCCAGCCCCAGUCCGGGCAGAAGAACUACGAGUGUGUCUUCCGAAUCCAGGGCAGGCAGCAGCGGGUGCCCGCCAUACGCUUCAAUAGUAGCAGCGUACAGUGCCAGAACACCUCGUACUCCUAUGAGGGAGAUGCACAGGGAGCUGUGGCCCUAGAUUUUUCCGUGGUCUGGGAUGGUGACUUCUACAUCGACAAGCCAGAUAACUUCAAAGCCCUUUUGUACAAGUGCUGGGCCCAGAGGGAGAGCUGUGGGUUGUGUCUGAAGGCCGACCCCCACUUCGAAUGUGGCUGGUGCAUUUCUGAGAAGAAGUGCCAAUUGCGAGCCCAUUGUCCCGCACCCAAGGGCAACUGGAUGCACCCCAGCAAGAGGAACCCACGCUGCAGCCACCCACGCAUCACCAAGAUCUACCCUGUGAAGGGCCCCAAAGAAGGGGGCACACAGGUGACGGUCUUGGGGGAGAACCUAGGCCUGACGUACCAUGAAGUUGGCGUACGGGUAGCAGGUGUUCGCUGCAAUUCCAUUCCUGCUGCCUAUGUCAGUGCUGAGCGGAUAGUGUGUGAGAUGGAGGAGUCUCUGGUGCCUAGCCCACUGCCAGGGCCUGUGGAGCUGUGUGUGGGUGACUGCUCCACUGACUACCGGACCCAGUCGGAGCAGCUGUACACUUUUGUGAUGCCAGCUUUUGACCAUGUGAGCCCCAGCCAAGGGCCAGCCUCUGGAGGUACCCAGCUCACCAUCUCCGGCAGCCACCUGGAUGCAGGGAGCACUGUGGCUGUGGCUGUGAGGAACAGAGAAUGCCAGUUUGUGAGGAGAAGCGCCAGGGAGAUAUUGUGCAUCUCCCCCAGCUCAGUCCUGGGUCCCAGCCAGGCCACCAUCACGGUCCGCAUUGACCAUGCCAACAUCUCCAGCCCGGCUGUGCUCUACACCUACACUCAGGAUCCCACCAUCACCCUCCUGGAACCAGCUUGGAGCAUCUUUAAUGGCAGUACCACGAUCACUGUAACUGGGACCCACCUGCUAACAGUCCAGGAGCCCCGAGUUCGAGCCAAGUACCGUGGCAUCGAGACAGUCAAUACCUGCCAGGUGCUUAACGACACUGUCAUGCUCUGCAAGGCCCCCGGCAUCUUCUAUGGGCAGUCCCACCCGCCCUCUGAAGGGGAGCAUCCAGAUGAGUUUGGCUUCCUGCUAGAUCACGUGCAGGCUGCCCGGACCCUGGACCGCUCGGCCUUCACCUACUACCCAAACCCCAGCUUCGAGCCCCUUGGACCCACAGGCACCUUGGACAUCAAGCCGGGCUCCCAUAUCAUUCUCAAGGGGAAGAACCUCAUCCCAGUAGCAUCAGGCAGCUCCCGGCUCAACUACACCGUGCUGAUUGGGGGCCAGCCAUGCACUCUCACUGUCUCUGACACUCAGCUUCUGUGUGACUCACCAAGCCAAACUGGCAAGCAGCCCGUCAUGAUCCUGGUAGGGGGCCUGGAGUUCUGGCCGGGGACGCUACACAUCUAUGCAGAUCGGGCGCUGACCCUGCCCGCCAUGGCUGGCCUCGGAGCAGGCGGCGGGCUGCUGCUUCUUGCCAUCGGGGCCGUCCUCAUCGCCUAUAAGCGCAAGACCCGAGAUGCUGACCGUACCCUCAAGCGGCUGCAGCUCCAGAUGGACAACCUGGAGUCUCGGGUGGCCCUGGAGUGCAAGGAAGCCUUUGCUGAGCUGCAGACAGAUAUCAACGAGCUGACCAACAACAUGGAUGGGGUCAAGAUUCCCUUCCUCGAUUAUAAGACCUACGCCAUGCGAGUGUUGUUCCCCGGCAUUGAGGAGCACCCCGUGCUCAAGGAACUGGAUACCCCUCCCAACAUGGAGAAGGCACUACACCUGUUCGGGCAGCUGCUGCAUAGCCGGGCCUUUGUGCUGACCUUCAUCCACACCCUGGAGGCCCAGAGGAGCUUUUCUAUGCGUGACCGAGGCAACGUGGCAUCCCUCACCAUGGUGGCACUGCAGGGCCGGAUGGAUUAUGCCACUGGUCUGCUCAAGCAACUGCUCGCCGACCUCAUCGAAAAGAACCUGGAGAGCAAGAACCACCCUAAGCUGCUGCUGCGCAGGACAGAAUCAGUAGCAGAGAAGAUGCUGACUAAUUGGUUCACAUUCCUGCUACAUCGUUUCUUGAAGGAGUGUGCGGGGGAACCUCUCUUCAUGCUCUUCUGCGCCAUUAAGCAGCAGAUGGAGAAGGGGCCCAUCGACGCCAUCACAGGGGAGGCCCGCUAUUCCCUAAGUGAAGACAAGCUCAUCCGCCAGCAGAUCGACUACAAGAUGCUGACCCUGCACUGUGUGUGUCCUGAGAGCGAGGGCAGCGUUGAGGUCCCUGUGAAAGUCCUCAACUGUGACACCAUCACCCAGGCCAAGGACAAGCUGCUGGACACCGUGUACAAGGGCAUUCCCUACUCCCAGCGCCCCAAGGCGGAUGACAUGGACUUAGAAUGGCGUCAGGGUCGAGUGACCCGCAUCAUCCUGCAGGAUGAGGAUGUCACCACUAAGAUCGAGUGUGACUGGAAGAGACUCAACUCCUUGGCGCAUUACCAGGUGACAGAUGGCUCCUCAGUUGCCCUGGUGCCCAAGCAAGUAUCUGCCUACAACAUUGCUAACUCGUUCACCUUCACCCGUUCUCUCAGCCGCUAUGAAAGCCUGCUUCGCACCUCCAGCAGUCCAGAUAGUCUCCGCUCGCGAGCACCCAUGAUCACACCUGACCAGGAAACGGGUACAAAGCUGUGGCACUUGGUCAAAAACCAUGACCACGCUGACCACAGGGAGGGCGACCGGGGCAGCAAAAUGGUGUCUGAGAUCUACCUGACUCGACUGCUGGCAACCAAGGGAACCCUGCAGAAGUUCGUAGAUGACCUCUUUGAGACGGUGUUCAGCACUGCCCACCGGGGCUCAGCCCUGCCACUUGCCAUUAAAUACAUGUUUGACUUCCUGGAUGAGCAGGCAGACCGGCAGCAGAUUGCAGACCCUGAUGUGCGACACACCUGGAAAAGCAAUUGCCUCCCUCUCCGCUUCUGGGUGAAUGUGCUCAAGAAUCCACAGUUUGUGUUCGACAUUCACAAGAACAGUAUCACAGAUGCCUGCCUGUCGGUGGUGGCCCAGACCUUCAUGGAUUCGUGCUCCACCUCUGAGCACCGGCUGGGCAAGGAUUCGCCCUCCAACAAGCUCCUCUAUGCCAAGGAUAUCCCCAACUACAAGACCUGGGUGGAGAGGUACUAUCGAGACAUCUCAAAGAUGGCAUCAAUCAGUGACCAAGACAUGGACGCCUACCUCGUGGAACAGUCUCGCCUCCAUGCCAAUGACUUCAACACCCUCAGUGCCCUCAGCGAGCUCUACUUCUACAUCAACAAGUACCGGGAAGAGAUCCUCACUGCCCUGGACCGAGACGUCGGUUGCCGAAAGCAGAAGCUGCGGGGCAAGUUGGAACAGGUCAUCAGUCUGGUGUCCAGCAAUAGCUGAGGGGUGGGGAAGGGGGACCCAGCAGCCCAGCCCCUUCUCUCUGCCUCCUCCCCACAGCCCACCCCCCCUUCCCUCUUCUGCCUCUUCCCCACAGCCCACCCCCCUUCUCUCUUCUGCCUCCUCCCAAGGGGGCCCUUUCUCCGUGCUACCCCGAGUCAGGGGAGACUGCAAACAGACAGGCCUCCCUUCACCCUCAAGAGUUAGAAGAGGGAGACAGGCUGGGCACAUCUGGGUAGAACUGCGCCUGCCCCACACACAUACCCCAAAUGGGGAAGGGGGCAGAGUGGAACCCUGGCCUCGUGAAGGGGAGGGUCUUUACUUAGUGCCUUUCUUUUUUGGGGGGGGUGGGAGGCCAACGCUAUUUGGUAGGCCCCCCAGCCAACAGCAGCAAUACCCCCAGAGAUGGACCCCCAAUUCUGCCGCCUCCCUCCCUGACCUUUGUGUGUGCUAAUCCCAGGUGUUAUCACCCACCCACCAUAUUUAUAGCCCCUCCCCUUCCCCCAGCCCUGACUUGGCCUAUUUAUUUAAUUUUGACCCUUCCCUGUAAAUAUUCUUCCUGCCCGAGGGUGGCUAAUACAGCGCCCACCCAGUGGGGAUGGAGAUGGGUGGGCAGCCUGGGCCAAGGCCACUUUCUGCCCAGCCUCUUGGCCCCUCUCCUUGUGUGUGUACCUGUCUGGUGGGCAUGGGGCCACCUUCUGACUAGUUGGGUAAAUGGAAGCCUCCCCUGCCAGCUGGGGUGCAGGGAAGGGGCCCCAGAAGGGGAGUGGGAGGGAAGCCCUUGCAUUUUGGCCCUCAGUUUCCUCUCAAGAGCAAAAGCAUUGAGGUAGAUGAACUCUAAGGGCCCUCCCAGUGCCAGGCAGCCAUCCCCCCUCUGUACGAAGCAAAGCAAUAACAAGGGUUUACCUGGUGCCACCUCCUCCCCACCCCACCCCUCCAGAGAGCCCUGCCCCGACUCGGCAGACACUGGGCUGGGUGCGGGCCCAGGGCCAGUGCCGCUGCCUUUCCCUCCCUCCCUCCCAGGGGCAGUGCCUUUCACCUGCCUUGGGGAGGCUCCCAGUUGCUUGGUCAGACAUAACCUGCACCCUCAUGCCCCCAGCUGGGAGAGCUCUGAGUGCCCGAGGGGAAAGAGGCCUGGACGCCUGGGCUGGGAGGAAGGCCUGUCUGCCAUCUGCUAGAGGCCGUGCCUUAUUCCCUCAUUCAUUCUGUCCACUGCCCCGAAGUGGAGACGUUUUCUGUACAAAGCCAAGCGACUGGUUGGUCUGCCCUGUAAAUAAGUGUCUGGUUGUCCCCCCAGUCUCACUGUCUUUUGUCUCUUCCCCUUCCGCAUGAGCUGUUUCUUUUUUAAUUUUGUAAUUAUUUUCUUAAAAUGCCUGGAAAAGAAGUGGCUUUUGGCCCUCUGCUUUUGGGGCAUUUUGUCCCUUUCAUCCAUGCCCUCUGGGAAGCUAUGUGUACAGCUUUGGGCCUUAGGAUUCACCCUGGAGGAUGUGGGCACCCUGACACCAGGUAUGAAGAAACUCUGCCAGGAUUUGGAAGGAAGGGCCCCGUGGAUCCAGACAGACCACUUGGUGGGGCUCCUCACACAAUAGGUGCUUUGGAAAGCUGCUGGAGGAUGCCAGGGAAUUUGGCUUCAGGAAGUGUGCGGAGCCAUUUGGCCACCUUCAUCUGUUACUUCUUCAGGUCUUGUCUAGAAAUGUGUGUGCAGGGUGGGAGCCCUGCCUUGGCUAACCCUCCCUUUUCAUUUCCGUGGUCUCUUACAGACCUUUCAAGGGUGGGAUCUACCCUGGAUCACUUUUUUUUUUUAAUAAUAAAGUGCUAUCAUGGUGAAAA
This is a messenger RNA of Monodelphis domestica (gray short-tailed opossum), 7889 nucleotides long. RefSeq names its product plexin A3 (gene PLXNA3). Lineage: Eukaryota; Metazoa; Chordata; Mammalia; Didelphimorphia; Didelphidae. Gene Ontology annotation, biological process: regulation of cell migration; semaphorin-plexin signaling pathway. Gene Ontology annotation, molecular function: protein binding; semaphorin receptor activity. Gene Ontology annotation, cellular component: plasma membrane; semaphorin receptor complex. The record is from RefSeq and is a predicted model, not a curated record.